AUGCCCUCUAGCAGCGCAUCGGCGAAUCGCCGCCACGCCGCCUCAUCGCUGCCUCGCCGCCACAUCGCCGCCUCAUCGCCUCCUCGCCGCCUCGCCUCCAAGCCUCCCCAUCGCAGUGACAUCGCCGCCGCCUCCUCAGCAAGUGAUCGCCGCCCCAUCACCGCCUCGCCUCCUCCUCUCGACGCCUGCCGCAUCGCCGCCUCCAGGGAAGAAAUGCCGAUGCUUCCCAUGUCCCCACUCUCUUCCCCGUCCGCCUUUCUACGCAGCGUUUCCCAAGUCCUCCUCUCUCCCACUCUGCCCCCCUCUCUCCCCUCUGUCCUCCACUAUCUCCCCUGUCCUCCUCUCUCCCGCUUGUCCUCCAAUCCGACGGUGAGGACGGGGAACGCCGCUGCACGCCCUGCACCGCCAACACCUUCAACCGCUUCCCCUGGGUGCGGCACUCCUUCCUCACCUCCUGUGCUGCUCACAUGGGCGCAUGGGGUUGGGCGCAUGGGGAGGAUGGGCGCAUGGGGAGAAUGGGCAGAUGGGGAGGAUGGGCGCAUGGGGAGAAUGGGCAGAUGGGGAGGAUGGGCGCAUGGGGAGGAUGGGCGCUGGGGAGGAUGGGCGCAUGGUGAGGAUGGGCACAUGGGGAGGAUGGGCGCAUGGGGAGGAUGGGCGCAUGGGGAGGAUGGGCGCAUGGUGAGGAUGGGUGCAUGGGGAUGGGCACAUGGGGAGGAUGGGCGCAUGGGGAUGG
Molecule: messenger RNA, 733 nt
Organism: Closterium sp. Naga37s-1
Lineage: Eukaryota; Viridiplantae; Streptophyta; Zygnematophyceae; Desmidiales; Closteriaceae
Source: the annotation of a GenBank genome assembly